This is a messenger RNA of Branchiostoma belcheri (Belcher's lancelet), 1128 nucleotides long. RefSeq lists its product as uncharacterized. The record is from RefSeq and is a predicted model, not a curated record. The transcript has 9 exons. The coding region runs from base 1 to 1128 and encodes 375 amino acids. Gene Ontology annotation, molecular function: protein binding. Lineage: Eukaryota; Metazoa; Chordata; Leptocardii; Amphioxiformes; Branchiostomatidae.
AUGAAGCUGGAAAACAUCCCCCUCCAUGAAGCAGCUACGUAUGGCCACCCCAAGUGUGCGGAAAUACUGCUGCAGCACGGGGCUGAUACCGGUCUCAGGAACGAGGUUGGUGAAACGGCGGAGGACAUCGCUGCAGAUGAGGACAUCAGUAACGCUGAUCCGGGUGACGAAGAUGAGGAAGAACAAAUCACUCGUGGUAGAAAGGAAAUACUGAAGCUUCUCCAACAACAAAAUUAUGGUGUCUCCACACGUAAGAAGGAAUACGAUCCUGUACUCGUCCGGUUCUAUGAAGAAAGAGGAAUGAACGAGGCGAGGAAGGAUCACCCGUUGAUACAAGAAGCAGCUAAGGAGAGCGGGAAAACAGUUGACCAAGUCAUGAACUUCAUCGGUAACUACCGUAAGAGUAAAGGCGGCAGUAAGAGGAGACCGCCGCCAGACACGAUGGAGAGGAAGAGAAGGAUCACGGGAUAUCACGAGUACUACAGGGAACAGCUGCCAAGGAAAAGGGCCAACCGAGGAUUCUCCCUUGCCGGUGCCAAUAAGGAAAUCGGCGAGAGCUGGAAGAACCUGACUGACGAGGAAAAGGAGGGAUACAACAAAGCAGCAGAGAGGAGAAGGGGCAAAGAGACGAAAGUCAAAACUUCGUCAGAAGUGGGGAAAAAGCUGAAACAGCUCGAAAAACUGUCCGAGGAGCUUGGCGAACUUGGUGUGGAGGCUUUGAUGGUUACUCUCUACAAUGGAAGGAUUCGAGCGUUCGGGUCCCAGAAGGAUCUGGUAAAGGACGAGCAGUUCGGGGGGUACAUCGAGAAUCAGCUGAAAGCAGCAGAACAUCAGCGGAAAGCAGCACAAUGCUUAACAAUGGACAGACGCCAAAGGAAUUCGGACAGAGAGGGCACCACAGGAACGACUGGAGAGAGCCAUGACGUAACCGGAAGGCCCAGGAGCAGCACCAGUUCAGUCAGUAAGAGAAGGAAGAAGAACAAAGAGGCACAGCAGGGUAACCAGCAAAAUUCCAGUUCUGCUGCCUCUUUACCGUCGGCAUCUUCAACACAAGUUGAAGUCACUUGCAAAAAUGUGUUUUUCUUUCUCCAGAGACCACAGUCACAACAGAAGGACUUCUACCCAUAA